Messenger RNA from Rhagoletis pomonella (apple maggot), 1248 nucleotides. Its product is annotated as histone H1-like. The coding region runs from base 1 to 1248 and encodes 415 amino acids. Gene Ontology annotation, cellular component: nucleosome. The transcript has 3 exons. The record is from RefSeq and is a predicted model, not a curated record. NCBI's taxonomy places the organism in Eukaryota, Metazoa, Arthropoda, Insecta, Diptera, Tephritidae. Gene Ontology annotation, biological process: nucleosome assembly. Gene Ontology annotation, molecular function: structural constituent of chromatin; DNA binding.
AUGAAAUUUUUUUUGUGUCAACCAUUUGAGACCUCUGAUGAUGAAGAGGAGGAAGAGGUGAGUGAAGAAGACCAGCUAGAGGAAUCAAUUGAAGAUGAAGACGGAGACGAGACUGCCGAUUCCAAUGCAGAGGAGGAUUUACAGGACGAAAAUGGCAUCGAAGGCCAACCACCCAUUGCCGCCAGCAGUAGUGAAUCGAAAGAGUCUCAAAAUGAUUCCGAUGCUUCUGUAAGUAGUGACGCGGACAUUUCUGUGAAAAAUGUUAAUGGCAAGCUGGAUGUAAAUGGCGGAAAGCCAGAGGAGUUGGACAAGAAAUCCAAAAUGAACGGUUCUAAAUCUCCUGGUAACACGAAAUUUAUUGCGAACUCCACAAGUGUACCAGCACGCCUGAAAAAUGUCAGUACCGAGACGAUGGUUUUUGCGGCUAUAAGAAGCUUAAAUGAGCGUGGCGGUUCUUCGACCAUUGCUAUCAAAAAAUACAUAACGAAUAAUUAUCCACAACUGGAUGGCCCGCGUACGCUAAUGCUAAUCAAGAAGUUUAUAAAGAAGGCCCUGGCAAAUGGAAAAUUGGUACAGGCGAAGGGUACCGGACUAGGCGGCUCGUUUAAAGUGUCUGCAGAGUUGAAUCGACUAGAGGAAAAGAAAAAGCGUCAGGACCAAAAGAAGCUUAUGCAAAAGGCUAGGAAGGAUACGGCUGCUGCCAAAGCGGAAAAAAUGCCGAAAAUAUCAGCGAAGGCAGCAAAGAAAAAGGCGGAAAACGGCGAGAAGAAAACAACCGCCGACAAAAAAACUACGAAAACUAAAACAGCGAAGACAUCGAUCAAAAUAGGUGAUACAGUUGAGAAGGCGCCAAAGGCGUCAGCUACAACGAAGAAGAUGGCAAAAGCAGCCGAUAAAAUUCAGCCGAAGAAAACUACUUCAAACGAAACAAAAUCGUCAACCAUAGUCAAUAAUAAGCCGGCGGAGAAGUCUAAGGCGACAAGUCAAAGUAAGAGCGCUAAAGCUGUUUCAAGUAGCACAACAAAAGUGAUAGCAGGCAAACCGAAGAGAGGAGCACCCGCUAAAUCUGAAGCUCCCAUAACGCCACCAAACGCGGUAUCAAAGGUUAAACCAGAAGCAACGCCGAAAAAGAAACCGACCGCCAAGGCUAAGACAACUGCUAUAGAAGUUGCUGAAGUGGGCGCUGGCGACGCGGAUACUGUGAAGAUGACCAAAAAGCCUGCGGCAAAGAAAGGCAAAGCAAAAUGA